AUGGCGUCCGACUUGACAAACCAGAUUUUGGACGCCCUGUCCGCUGCGAUCGACCGCCUUGAGUCGCGCCAGAUGGUCCAGUAUGAGACCUUGGAGAAGGAAAUCGUUACUCUCACUGCCGAGGGCCAGGAGAUUGCCGCCAAUGGCAGUCACGAGGCCAAGGUCUUCGCCGUGGUGCUUGCCGCUAUGGACGGAUUGAAGAUCUCCGACUUGCCAGGAAUUGUGGGCAAGGAGAACGCUAAAGUUGGCCAAGGAAACGCCUUCAAGCGUGGCUGGAUUAAGAAGGACAAGGAUUUGCUGCGGGCAUCCGCAGACUCAAUCGUCGAUGAGACGCAACAACAACUGCUUGCAGUUCAAAAAACAAAGACUCUGGACGAUAAGAAGGUUGUGGCUGACCUCAAGCGGAGAAAGUUGAUCGGUCUUGCAAAGGAGCUUGCUUUCAAGAUCACCAAGGGUCCCAAGUACGCCCGAGAAUUCGUCAAGGAGCAGACCGACCUCACCCCGGAGAUGAUCGCCAAUGGCUCGUGGAAGACGGCGCAUCUCAAGCCUUACAACUUCAAUGCUAAGGGUGCCCCGACUCCAUCUGGCACUCUACACCCGCUGAACAAGGUGCGCCAAGAGUUCCGCAACAUCUUCUUCGACAUGGGCUUCGAGGAGAUGCCGACCAACCGCUUCGUCGAGACCGGCUUCUGGAACUUCGACGCCCUGUUCGUGCCCCAGCAACACCCUGCCCGUGAUCUCCAGGAUACCUUCUACAUCUCCGAUCCCGCCGCCGACAAUCCGCUCGACUACAAGAAGUACUGGGACAACGUCCGCGAGGUCCACGAGCACGGGAAGUUCGGCUCCAUUGGCUACCGCUACCCCUGGAGCGCGGAUGAGUCGCUCCGCCUGGUGCUCCGCACCCACACCACCUCCAUCUCGACCUACAUGCUGCACAAGCUGGCCGCCAACCCCCGGCCGGCCCGCUUCUUCAGUAUUGACCGUGUCUUCCGAAAUGAGUCCGUCGACGCUACCCACCUGGCAGAGUUCCACCAGGUCGAGGGUGUCAUUGCUGACUUCGGUCUCACUCUUGGUGGUCUGAUUGGAUUCAUGGAAGUCUUCUUCGCCAAGAUGGGCAUCCACAAGCUGCGCUUCAAGCCCGCCUACAACCCCUACACCGAGCCCAGUAUGGAGAUCUUCGGCUACCACGAUGGUCUAGGCAAGUGGGUUGAGAUCGGUAACAGUGGCAUGUUCCGCCCAGAGAUGCUGGAGUCUAUGGGUCUGCCUAAGGACUUGAGAGUCUACGGAUGGGGAUUGAGUCUGGAGAGACCUACUAUGAUCAAGUACGGCGUCAGCAACAUCCGUGAGCUGCUCGGUCACAAGGUCGACCUGCACUUCAUUGAGACCAACCCGGCCGUUCGUCUCGAGAAGGAUUAAACAGGGGAA
Molecule: messenger RNA, 1425 nt
Organism: Penicillium mononematosum
Lineage: Eukaryota; Fungi; Ascomycota; Eurotiomycetes; Eurotiales; Aspergillaceae
Product: phenylalanine--tRNA ligase subunit alpha
Exons: 4
Coding region: 1-1416 (471 amino acids)
Biological process (GO): phenylalanyl-tRNA aminoacylation
Cellular component (GO): cytoplasm; phenylalanine-tRNA ligase complex; cytosol
Molecular function (GO): ATP binding; phenylalanine-tRNA ligase activity; tRNA binding
Source: RefSeq, a predicted model, not a curated record